This is a messenger RNA of Amaranthus tricolor (Joseph's coat), 2515 nucleotides long. RefSeq lists its product as uncharacterized. The record is from RefSeq and is a predicted model, not a curated record. Bases 453 to 2204 code for a protein of 583 amino acids. The transcript has 11 exons. NCBI's taxonomy places the organism in Eukaryota, Viridiplantae, Streptophyta, Magnoliopsida, Caryophyllales, Amaranthaceae.
UACUCUCUCCUUCUCGUUCUGGAAUUUUUGACUUCAUUAAAAGUACCACAAACUUACAUUAUUUUAUUUCAUUUCAUUUGAUUUUAAGCUUCUUACUUUUAUGAAUAAUAAUAAAUAUUAUAAUAUACUUCGAUCACAAGUUCAUCAAACUCCAGGCACAUUUCUGUUUCUAGGCCUCUUUCCCAAUUCAAAGUCAGCUCUUUUCCCGCUCAAAUUGUGCUUCACCAAAUCUAACCAUAUAAACUGAGUUGGUUUUUAAUUUUUAUUACCCACUUGCAAAAUUUCAAUUAUUUUUCUGGUUUUGAAUUUAUACAUUAGACAAUAGCUUAUAUGCUGGUAUGCAUGCUGCCCAUGAAGUCAGAGAAAUGAACACUAAACCUGGCACGUCUCAACAGAUUCGUAGACUUCCUCUUACUAGUCAAAAUGUAGUUAUAUUCACAUAAAGAAAAGAAAUGGAAAAGGGUAGAAAUUCUUUUUCCUUAGAGGUAGAUAAAGUUUUGCAAUUGUCACAGGACAAUAAGGUUGAAAUGCAGGGAAUUAGAUCACCAACAAAUGCACAGAAAGCUACAAUUAUGAAGGGAAGUCAAAGGAGUAAAGAGAAGAAACUGGCCUUAAUACAAGAUGUUGAUCGAUUGAAAAAGAAGCUUAGAGAUGAAGAGAACAUAAAUAGAGCACUCCAAAGAGCCUUUAAUAGGCCUUUGGGUGCUCUACCUCGUCUUCCUCCAUAUCUUCCUGCAAAUACACAGGAACUUCUUGCAGAGAUAGCUGUCCUGGAAGAGGAGGUGGUUCGGCUCGAAGAACAGGUUGUUACUUACAGGCAUAAUUUGUAUCAAGAAGCUGUGUUCAUUUGCUCCAAGAGAAAAUUAGAGAAUCCUGUUGAUUACUACGAACGAAUUCUGAGUAGAUGUUCUUCUAAGGAAGAUCCUUCUGAUUCAGAAAUAUCUCCAUUAUCAGUUACUAGAAUGGUGUCUACUUCUUCCGACAUUGUGUCUGAUCGAUCUUGGUUAUCACUAGCUCGAACCACUUCGACUUCAUCUGACAUUGUUUCUGAUCAAACUGGUCAUCGUAGUAGACAAAAAUCUAGUGAUUUGAUGAAUGGCAAAGAAGAAGACGAUCCAAGAUAUUCGAUAUCUUUCAGAAACAUAGAGUUUUCUGAAAGGAAACUUUCUAGAGUUAAGACUCCAGUUAAGAAAAAGUCUUCUUUCAAGCGUCAACCUUCACAGAAAUCUGCAGUAAAUAAGGAAUUAGGAGGAGACAGUGAACCAAACAAAAUCUCUGAGGAUAUUAUGAAAUGCUUGUGUAGCAUUUUUGUGAGGAUGGGUGCAACAAAUGAUAAAGGGACUUCAUUAGACACUUCUUAUUCUUUGUCAUUCGUUUCCAGCCGACAAAAGAAAGAUGUGGAGAUUCAUGAUCCUUAUGGAACUUCUGUAGAAUUGAUGGAUAGAGAUAUUGGUGCUUACAAGGAGUUUUGCACCGUUGAUGUUAUCUCAUUCGAUCUUAAACGGAAAAGAAAUGCACUUUUCUUGCUUCAUAAACUUAAGCUUCUCCUUGGAAAGCUUGCGAAAGUAAGCUUGGACGGUCUUAGCCAUCAGCAUAAGCUUGCGUUUUGGAUAAACACUUACAAUGCUUGCUUGAUGAAUGUUUUUCUGGAGCACGGAAUACCCGACAGUCCUGAAAAGGUUGUUUUAUUAAUGCGUGAGGCAACGAUAACGGUGGGAGGCCAGAGAAUGAAUGCGAUCACAAUCGAGCAUUUCAUUUUACGACUUCCAUUUUAUGUAAAACAGGGUAGUAAAAGAUCGGCCAAAGGCGAUGAUCUGAAGGCAAGCGAAAUGUUUGGUUUGGAGAGUGUGGAGCCGUUAGUUACAUUUGCCUUGUCUUGCGGAAGUUGGUCAUCUCCGGCUGUGCGAGUGUACACGGCAUCACAAAUAGAAAGCGAGUUAGAAGUGGCAAAGAGGGAGUAUCUGCAAGCAGCAGUUGGAGUUUCAAAGGACAAUAAGUUGGUAUUACCAAAGCUGUUAGAUUGGUAUCAACUCGACUUUGCAAAAGAUAUGAAGUCACUGAUUGAUUGGAUUUGUCUCCAGUUUCCUGAUGAUCUUAGGAAACAAGCAUUUAGCUGCCUAGAGAGGAAAGAAAAAGUUCCUCUCUCGGAUUUAGUAGAAGUGAUACCAUAUGAUUUCAAUUUCAGGUACAUUAUACAUCCAUAACAUUCGCGUUCUUCACUCGACUAUGAUUUUCUUCUCCUUCAGUCCCAGAUCAAUUUUUGGUAUAUAAUUUGUUAGCACAAAAAUAUACAGAAGUACAUAGAAAGCUUUUUUGUUUGGAGUUGCUUUACGAGGCAGUGAAGUUGAUUAACCUGUAUACCUCCACAAAUGGAGCUUCUGUAAACAUGAUUUGUGUUCAAUAGGCUUAUGUAAUUAGUCUCUUUUGUUCAAUUUAAACUUUAAAGCACUCCACAUUCUUUAUUUUAAGAUACAACUGUGAACUGUAGUUAAUAAAAUCAGAUGCUUUCUUGUAG